AUGCCGGCCCCAGUGUGGGAUGCCCAUGGGUGGCACAGGGUGGGGAAGCUCCAGCCCUGGCAGGGAAGGGGGUUCGUGGUGGGUCACGCUGGCUUGUACCAAGCUCUGGCCAUGUUUGCAGUGGCCUAUUUCAUCAUUGGCAUGACGGUGCUGUCUGUGUGUGCCAUCGCCACCAAUGGGGCACUGGAUGCCGGAGGAGCCUACUAUAUGAUCAGCCGUGCCCUGGGCCCAGAGUUCGGGGGCAGCAUCGGUAUCAUGUUUUUCCUGGCCAACGUGUGUGGCAGUGCCCUUUACGUGCUGGGGCUGGUGGAGGCAGUUGUGGACAGCUUUGGGGUGCCACCUGGGCAAAAGGUGGGCACGGGCGUCCAUGUCCUGCCCCAGAGCUACUGGUAUGAGCUGCUCUACGGCACAGUCCUGCUCGCCUUGUGCCUCGUGGUGUGCCUCGUGGGCGCCUCCAUCUACGCCAAAGCCACCUUCCUGAUCUUCCUCAUCGUUGCGGGUGUGCUGGGCACCAUCCUCAUCAGCUUCUUCUCCACGCGGCCCAUUGGGGUGCCCAUCCGCCUGCCACACUUCAACGGCUCAGAGACCGAGAAUGGCUCCUUCACAGGCUUCUCGCUCACUACCCUGCGAAAUAACCUGGGUGGCGGGUACGGGGUGGACUACACCACGGGGCAGAUGAUGAGUUUCAGCUCCGUCUUUGCGGUGAUGUUCAAUGGCUGCACUGGCAUCAUGGCAGGCUCCAACAUGUCAGGGGACCUGAAACGCCCGAGCUACUCCAUCCCGCGGGGCACCAUCUCUGCCGUGCUCUUCACCUACCUCGUCUACAACCUGUUGGCUUUCCUCAUGUGUGCCACCUGCAACAGGAUCCUUCUGCAGAAAGAUUAUGGCUUCCUGCGUGACAUCAGUAUCUUCCCACCCCUGGUCACAGUGGGCAUCUACGCUGCCACGCUCUCUGCAGCCAUGAGCAACCUCAUCGGGGCAUCCCGCAUCCUCUAUGCCCUGGCCCGGGAUGAUCUCUUUGGCCGGGCGCUGGCGCUUGCCAAGAAGACAUCUGCCAGUGGGAACCCUAUCAUGGCUGUGAUUCUCUCCUGGCUGGUGGUGCAGGUGGUGCUCUUCUCUGGGAAGCUCAACACCAUCGCGGGGGUCGUCACCACCUUCUUCCUCCUGGUUUACGCUACCGUCAACCUGGCCUGCCUGGCACUGGAGUGGGCAUCGGCCCCUAACUUCAGGCCCACCUUCCGGUACUUCACCUGGCACACGUGCCUGCUGGGCAUCGCGGGCUGCUGCGUCAUGAUGUUCCUCAUCAGCCCUGUGUCGGCCACGGCGAGCCUGGGCUUCCUCCUUCUCCUCCUCCUCGCCCUCCACUACCUGUCGCCCAGCAGCACCUGGGGCUACAUCAGCCAGGCCCUCAUCUUCCACCAGGUGCGGAAGUACCUGCUGAUGCUGGACGUGCGGAAGGACCACGUCAAGUUCUGGCGCCCGCAGAUGCUGCUGAUGGUGCAGAACCCACGGGGCAGCGCCCGCCUCAUCGACUUUGUCAACGACCUCAAGAAGAGCGGCCUCUAUGUCCUGGGCCAUGUGGAGCUGCAGGACUUAGGCCUCAUGCGCACGCCUAAGUAUGCACACGUGUUGGCAUACGGCCCCGUGACCUUCCCGGGCAACGCCACCCAAGUGUCGGAUGAGUAUGUCUGCGCCGCCAACAAACUCAUCCUGGAGCAGAGUCCCGCACCCGCCGUGCGCUUCCUCUACCUGCCCCGGCCCCCCGCCGAUACCGGCCUGUACCCGCUCUACCUGCACCACCUGGAUUUGCUCACCCGGGACCUGGGCCCCACCGUGCUGGUGCACGGGGUGAGUGCCGUCACCAGCACCCAGCUCUAGAGGACACUGGGGGACCCCGUCCCCAGCACUCGUAGCUCAGGGAUGGGCACCGUGCCCGCUCCGGACUCCUGGGUUCUCAUUCGGCCAGUGCCUUUAAUAGCCCGAGGCUGGGCGCCAGGGCAGCGGGGUGGGUGCCCCCCACCAUGGGUGCCCCGUGGCUGGCAGUGACUCCUGCCUGGCUUAGGUGGGCCAGCUGGAGGAGCCAGUGCCCUCUCCUGGCCGUGCCAGGGGCUGGCAGUGUGGACACGGGUUUGGGGGCGGGGGGGCACUUGUGUGUACCAAGGCCCUGAUAGGUGGCACAGAAUUAAAAGUUGCCCUGGCAGGACCCAGGCACAGCCCUGGCACUGGCCAGGCAAGUCUGUGAAUUAACAGUGCAUCUUCUUUGGUGUGGCAACGGGCCGUUCCUGUGGAGCGAGGGGCACCCCGGUCCUGGUGGGACCCAGCAGGGUCCUGGUUGAGCACUGGGUGCAUCGGUUUCCCCGUGGGAGCCCCUGGGCCAGUGGGAGAUGCAGCCCAGCUGGUUUGGGGGGCUGAUGGGGAACUGGGGCUGUCUGGGCCUGUUGUUGGCACCCGUGGAAGACAGGUCGUACCCGGGGGCACGUGCCCCCUUGUCUUUGAAACCCCUAGUACCUCUCUGCUGGGGUGGGUGCUUGGCCCCUUGGGGGUGCCAGGCUCCCUGUGCACCUCUUACCCACUGCCCAGGUGCCCUCCUGGGCCUCCGAGGUAGGAUUAUCUCCUCCCGCGCCUCCCCCAUUGCUGGGGCAGCCCCACUACGCUGGGGGCCCAGGUGUCCGGGAGUCAGACUUGGGUGGAGGCUGGUGCCUGGCGCGAGCCGAGUUGUGCUCAGUCAUGGUGUUAGGAAGCUCGUGUGGCCGUGGAGCCGGGAGGGAGGUUAGCUGAGUUUGGGAAGGGAAAGGGUAGCGGGGCUCUAACCCCGAGGCUGCGCUGUUGCAGGGCACGGCCCCCACACGCACCCCGCAGCAGCCCCCCAUGCCUUCCUCCCGCUUCCCCCCAG
Molecule: messenger RNA, 2893 nt
Organism: Struthio camelus australis
Lineage: Eukaryota; Metazoa; Chordata; Aves; Struthioniformes; Struthionidae
Source: RefSeq, a predicted model, not a curated record